CUCUCUCCCCUCCCCCACUCUCUCUCUCUCUCUCUCUCUCUCUCUCUCUCUCUCUCUCUCUCUCAUACAUUAUCUCUCUCAGGCUCUCCCUCUCUCCCUCUCAUAAACAUUCAAAAUGCGUAGUCACUGGCUUCUCCCCUUCCUCCUUCUCAUCUCCACAUCCGCCAACCCAUCACCAUCAACAGCAACCAUAAACAAAUCCCCUGCUAAGCCGCCGGACAACGAAACAAUAUACAAAAUCUCAAAAAGCUUAUGUUGGGGCUGCAUCGCUGAAUCCCUUCAAUUCCUCUUCGCUCACAACUUAGUAAGAGCCAGACACUGGGAGCUUCCACUCGCCUGGGACUUCCAAUUAGAGAAAUACGCCCGUUGGUGGGCCCAUCAACGCCAGGCCGACUGCAAGCUCGAACACUCCUUCCCUGAAGACGAUUUCAAGCUGGGAGAAAAUGUCUUCUGGGGUGGUGGCUCUGCCUGGACCCCUAACGACGCUGUCUCCGCCUGGGCUGAAGAAGAGAAGUACUACACGUACGCCACUAACACGUGCCAAGAUGACCAAAUGUGUGGCCAUUACACCCAGAUCGUCUGGAAGAGCACCCAACGGUUAGGAUGUGCUCGAGUCGUUUGUGAUGAUGGAGAUGUGUUCAUGACAUGUAAUUACGAUCCCCCAGGUAAUUAUGUGGGCGAAAGACCCUAUUAAGUCAUGUUUACCAUAUGGUUGAGCUGUGUGGGCCCCACAUUGAUUAUUUUGUACGAUCCAAUCCGUCCACAGCAUGUGCCUCCUCAUGUUAGUCCUUCACUCCAAAAAUCAGCCUGAUCCAUUACUCGGGUAGGCCGCAAACACAGGGAAGGUAUGCCUACCACAGAAGCUUCGAUAUGGAAUGUGGGGUCCAGGGUAUGAAGGGACAAGCGUAAAAUCAAGCUAUUUCAAAACUUACGUGGGCCAUAUCAAGUGAAUAUAUACGUUGUAAGUGUGAUUUCACAUUGAUCCAUGUGGUGUGGCCCACCUGAGUUUUUGAUCGAGAUGAUGGCUAGGGAUCAGAGUUAAUAUGAGGAUGUACACCAGAUUCAUGGUUCGGAUCUCACUUAUAAAAGGUGGGUCACACACAUCUCGAACAUACGGUAAGUACCAUGCGUGAUGCGGGUCACCGAAUUCUAUCAAUAGUCUAUGCGUCAAUCAAUAAGUUGGAUGUGUUGAAAAUAGUGGACCGCUGUCUUAAAUAAAAUAAUGGUUGAGAUGUAUUUGAUGAGAGUACGGUUUCUCAUAUGAGUGUUUGUAAAUAUGGAGGUGGUUGUAACGUUAUAGCGGUAUUAUUGGAUAUGAUUUGUGAAGUUUGGAAAUACAAUAUGCAACAUUUGGGAGCUUGAUUA
This is a messenger RNA of Magnolia sinica, 1365 nucleotides long. RefSeq names its product pathogenesis-related protein PR-1-like. The record is from RefSeq and is a predicted model, not a curated record. The coding region runs from base 116 to 694 and encodes 192 amino acids. Gene Ontology annotation, cellular component: extracellular region. Lineage: Eukaryota; Viridiplantae; Streptophyta; Magnoliopsida; Magnoliales; Magnoliaceae. The transcript has a single exon.